AUGAAUGACAUUCCUCCCAGGAGGACUGUUGUUCUAACUGGAAUUAAGUUUUGGAAUGUAAGGGUCAAGGCUCAUCAGCUUAACCAAGGCAAGAGGCAGCCUUGUCCGCUGCUUUGCCAGGCCUUUUCAAUAGUGGAAGGAGGAAGGAGAACGUAAUUAUUUCACCGCUGUCUAGCAGUGUUAAGAGCCAUUGCUAGGCACGUCAGUAUGUCUAACUUCAAAUUCAUUCCUUGGCACUCCCUUCAUCCUCCCUUGCUGGUUGUUAAUCAGUUCAUGAUGCAGACUUGA
This is a messenger RNA of Galeopterus variegatus (Sunda flying lemur), 288 nucleotides long. RefSeq lists its product as uncharacterized. NCBI's taxonomy places the organism in Eukaryota, Metazoa, Chordata, Mammalia, Dermoptera, Cynocephalidae. The record is from RefSeq and is a predicted model, not a curated record.